Messenger RNA from Penicillium bovifimosum, 2328 nucleotides. RefSeq lists its product as uncharacterized. Gene Ontology annotation, biological process: DNA-templated transcription; regulation of DNA-templated transcription. The transcript is spliced from 4 exons. The record is from RefSeq and is a predicted model, not a curated record. Lineage: Eukaryota; Fungi; Ascomycota; Eurotiomycetes; Eurotiales; Aspergillaceae. Bases 1 to 2328 code for a protein of 775 amino acids. Gene Ontology annotation, molecular function: zinc ion binding; DNA binding; DNA-binding transcription factor activity, RNA polymerase II-specific.
AUGGAUCCCUCACAGAGGAAUCAAGAUGAUCCUCUAGUGACCUACGACUGGAGAUCAUUAACCACUCCGCCUAUACAACACCCUUAUCCAACACCAUUACCCUUCUCACCAGGUGUCCCAACCCAGGUCCACUCUGGACCAGCAUCCACAGCGGGCUCAACAACCACUCCAGCUCCAAAAGUAGCCAUCCCCCGUCUAGCAGGCUCCGAUGCCACGCUACACGGACGCAGACGCUCAGCCCGCGCCUGCGAGCCCUGUCGACAACGUAAGAUCAAAUGCGACGGGAUGCGGCCUCAAUGCGGCCAAUGCGUAUAUAACAACCAAACCUGUUCCUACGAGGAUGUGAAACGAGUGCGCGACCAGAAACGACUCCGUUCUCUGUCCAAGCGCGUCGAUGCAUACGAGGCGCUCUUGCGUGACCUCGAGGCCGAGGUGGAUGUACCUACGGCGAAAAAGAUCCGAAAAGCGAUGAAGGUGAUGAAGCCGAAAAGCGGGAAGCCGCCGAAACCCGAUGGAGAGGAGUCCGAUGACUCGUCCACUUCGAUGGGCUCACUCGAUGCGAUUGAUCAGGUGGAUGAGGAUUUGAAUCGGAAUGAGGGGACGCGCGCGGCUGGUUUCUUUGGCAAGAACUCGGAGGUCAAUUGGAUUCGCAAGUUGGAGAGUGGUGUGCGCAUGCAGAGUCCUGAACGGCCCGGGGCGCCGAACCCGUUUCAUUUGGAGAGUGAGAGUGAUCCGGAGUGGAUUCAGAAGCAGCAAUCGCUGGAACGGCAGAUUCCGACUUCCAUGAUGGAUUAUCAUCUCGAUGGGGUGGCGAUUCCCUUGAUUGAACCGUGUGAUGUCUUGGCUGUGCCUCCGCGCGAGCUCGCGGAUCGAUAUUUCGACGCGUACUUGGUCAACGUGCAUCCGACGUUCAGCGCUAUUCGGAAGAUGAUCUUCAUCUCGCAGUAUCAGCAGUUCUUCAAUAAUUCCUCCACUCCAACGAGGAAAUGGCUGGCGGUUCUGAACAUGAUUUUCGCUAUUGGCUGUCGCUACUGUCGGCUUAUCGAUGGGCCUCAGGCCGACGAUGAGGACGAUUUGCUAUACCUGACUCGGGCUCGCCACCUCGGACUACACAGUAAUGUUCUUUUCGAACAUACCGAUCUUCAGCAGAUCCAACUCGAGCUUCUAGUCGCUAUCUACCUCCUCUGUCUAGGGCAGGUCAACAGAGCAUCCAAAUUCUCCAACAUGGCCCUCCGCUCCGCCCUCUCCCUGGGAAUCAACCUCCGCCUAACAGACGACCGCACCAAAGACGCCGCCAAAGAAAGCCGCAGCCGUCUCUGGUGGUCCAUCUACUCCCUCGAACAUCUCCUAGCCUCGAUGACCGGCCGCGCCUCCUGCGUCGGCGAAGGCCUCUGCUCCGUCCCCGCCCCUCUCCCCUGCGAAGAGGAAACCUUCGACCACCCAGAUGCCAAGCGUCUCCUCCAAGACCCCGCCCUCCGCGAAUCCCAACUCCGCUCCACCCUCUUCGAACCCCCGUCCCACUACCAAACCCAAGCCUGGGUAACCUCCUGUCCACCCUGUCCAUCCCUCUUCUUCCACCUCCUCGUCGACCUAACCCUCAUAACACACGCCCUCGUAAACAGAGUCUACAGCAUCGAAGGACUCCGCAAAGGCGCCUCCCAAACCGAAUACCACGUCCAAAAAUUCAGUCUAAAAAUGGACCGCUGGCUGGCCAAAUUACCCCUCCCCCUACCAAUUCACCAUCCCAAACACAACCCAAUGGAAUCUAAACCACACCCACCUCUCCACAACCUCCGCCCCCUUCGUCCGCGAACGACCCUAACCUACUUCUCAGCCCGCAUAACCCUCUACAGACCCUGUCUAACCCACAUGGAACAAGCCCAAUCCACCCCAACCAACCCAGAAACAUCCCCUCACUCCCAACUCCGCGCCGAAAUGGCCACAAACUGCCUCCAAGCCUCGUGCUCCCUAAUCUCCGUCUUACCAGACACACCCAACAUGACCUGGCUAGCCCGCACAGCACCAUGGUGGAGCGUCCUACACUUCCUAAUGCAAGCAACCACAGCCCUAUUACUCGGUCUGGCAUUUUCUUCUCACGCGCGUGCCGCGCAGAGUAAUGGGAAUGGUGACCAGAGUCAAUCGCUGCUUACCCCGCCUGCGGCCAGCGUUUAUAAGCCGCUCGAGACGGAUUUGGGGACUGUUAUGCUCGCCGCUAAGAAGGCGUUUACUUGGUUGCAUUUGUUGGCUAAGGUCGAUUUGGCGGCGAAGAGGGCGUUUCUGCUUUGUCAUGGGAUUGCGAAGAGGAUUUUGCCCGGUUUGGGGGGUUGA